Fusarium tjaetaba is the source of this 1263-nucleotide messenger RNA. RefSeq names its product mitochondrial trans-2-enoyl reductase. Gene Ontology annotation, biological process: fatty acid metabolic process. Lineage: Eukaryota; Fungi; Ascomycota; Sordariomycetes; Hypocreales; Nectriaceae. The transcript is spliced from 2 exons. Bases 1 to 1263 code for a protein of 420 amino acids. The record is from RefSeq and is a predicted model, not a curated record. Gene Ontology annotation, molecular function: trans-2-enoyl-CoA reductase (NADPH) activity. Gene Ontology annotation, cellular component: mitochondrion.
AUGGCUAGUUCGCAGUGUCUGCGCCUCAGGCCACUCGCCUCCUCAGGCCUUGUGAGGCCCUCGGCUAAGCUCAGUGCUCAACAUAUGACCCGACUUCCCAUGAUCGCCGCGCGAUACAAGUCGGGUCCUUAUGGCUACACACAAGCUAAGGCUCUUGUCUUCUCAAAGCCUGGAGACCCAGCCAAAGUUCUCAAGCUUCAUAGUCACUCUGUCUCCCCUUCUAUUCCCUCGGAUUCGGUCCUCGUCCGAACUCUCGCCGCUCCCAUCAACCCCGCCGAUGUCAACACAGUUCAGGGAGUUUAUGGCUCUAUGCCUCCCUUCACCAACUUAAUUGGUACCGCUGAACCUUCUGCCAUUCCCGGUAACGAAGGUGUCUUCGAGGUUGUUGCCACAGGAUCACCCUCCUCCUCGCUACAGAAAGGCGACUGGGUCAUCCCCGCCAUCGGCCAGUUCGGUACUUGGAGAACCCAUGCCGUUGCUGAAGCCGAUAAGUUUAUCAAGAUCGAUAAGGAGGGCUUGACUCCUACGCAAGUCGCGACCGUGAGCGUCAACCCAUGCACCGCCUACCGCAUCCUGCGACAUUAUGGACCCAGUGCUGGUCUUCAAGCUGGUAUGGGUAUGCGCCCCCUUGAAGUUGGCAGUGGCCAGUGGUUCAUCCAGAACGGCGCCAACUCUGGUGUUGGACGAGCUGCCAUCCAGUUUGGAAAGCUCUGGGGCUUGAGGAGCAUCAAUGUUAUUCGCGAUCGCGAAACACCCAGGGCGACUAACGCUUUAAAGAAAGAGCUCCAAGACCUCGGCGCAGAUGUCGUUGUUACCGAAACCCAGUUUCUGACUCCUCAGUGGAAGGAUCAACUAGCAGAAAUCACCCGCAAGGGUCGUGAGGAGAUCGGUCUAGGUCUCAACUGCGUUGGUGGCAAGUCGGCAACCACAAUCGCUCGGUCGCUCGGCAAAGGCGCUACUUUGGUCUCUUAUGGUGGCAUGGCUAAGCAGCCAGUCUCACUACCCCUCGCUCUCCUUAUCUUCAAGGAUGUCCGCUUCCUCGGUUUCUGGCUCAGCAGACUCAAUGAGGAGGACCCUACUGGCAGGAGACAUGCCAUCAACGAUAUUCUCCAGCUCAUCCGAUCUGGCCAGUUCCGUGACGUCCCUAUUGAGGAGGUCAAGUGGGACUGGGAGACAGAGGAGGAGACUCUGCGCAAUGCCGUACAGCAGGGCCUUGAGGGAUUCCGUAAGGGCAAGGGUAUCUUCACAUUUGGCGAGACAUAG